This is a messenger RNA of Penicillium argentinense, 195 nucleotides long. RefSeq lists its product as uncharacterized. NCBI's taxonomy places the organism in Eukaryota, Fungi, Ascomycota, Eurotiomycetes, Eurotiales, Aspergillaceae. The coding region runs from base 1 to 195 and encodes 64 amino acids. The record is from RefSeq and is a predicted model, not a curated record. The transcript is spliced from 2 exons.
AUGGUACAGCAUCUGGUUUCCAUCGAUACCCCUAAUAACCAGUGCGCUGAAAGUGAGGAGCUCUCUCCUGAUCUUGAAACUGAGAAGUCAGGUCGAUGCGUUAUUGAGGGGAUCCUUUCAGACGACCAGCUUAAGAGGCUGGCUAAUCGCUACAACAUGGACGCCGAUGCAGACCUCCGAUUCUCUGUUCUGUAG